Molecule: messenger RNA, 798 nt
Organism: Fusarium pseudograminearum CS3096
Lineage: Eukaryota; Fungi; Ascomycota; Sordariomycetes; Hypocreales; Nectriaceae
Exons: 2
Coding region: 1-798 (265 amino acids)
Biological process (GO): fatty acid beta-oxidation
Cellular component (GO): peroxisomal matrix
Source: RefSeq, a predicted model, not a curated record
AUGGCAGUAAUCGAGGUUGAGUACAGAGGUCCCAUUGCGGUCAUCGUACUUAACAAACCCAACAAGCUGAAUGCUCUGACCAAAGACGAGUUCUACGAGCUUGCACGCACACUCCAGGAAGUCAGCAACCAUGACGAAGUGGUAGCGACUGUGUUGACAGGCACUGGAAGGUUUUUCUCGGCCGGCGCAGACGUGUCAGUUUCCAGACAGACGCCCAAGGGCACGGAUUUGUACCGACACAACUUGACCGUCACCGUAGCCAGCAACAUGAAUCUUGCACGGGCAUUCUACACACACCCCAAGAUCCUGGUAGUAGCACUCAAUGGCCCUGUGGUUGGCAUGGCUGCUGCGCUGAUUGCUUUUGCCGAUUUCAUUUAUUGCACCCCAGAAACUUAUCUCUUGACACCGUUCGCUAGCUUGGGUCUGAUCAGCGAAGGUGUCUCGUCGAUAGCUUUCGCGGAGCGCAUGGGAAUCUCGAAGGCAAACGAGGCUCUAAUUCUGUCGAAAAGAAUCUCCAGCAAGGAAUUACUUCAGGCAGGUUUCGUGAACCAGAUAUUCGAUUGUCCCGCGGAGUCAUUUCGGACUGAGGUGCUCAAGGAGGUCAAAGAAAGGUUUCAUGACGGUCUGAAUUCCUCGAGCAUGUUGCAGAUUAAGAAGAUGAUUAGACAGAGAUCAAGACGUGAACUGGACGCGCAGAAUGUUGAUGAAGUGUUUGGAGCGUUGGAGAGAAACGUUCAAGGGAUUCCGCAGAAGGAGUUUGAGAAACUGAGGAAAGGGCAGAAGAAGCAUAAACUAUAG